Fusarium falciforme is the source of this 1188-nucleotide messenger RNA. RefSeq lists its product as hypothetical. The transcript has 5 exons. NCBI's taxonomy places the organism in Eukaryota, Fungi, Ascomycota, Sordariomycetes, Hypocreales, Nectriaceae. The coding region runs from base 1 to 1188 and encodes 395 amino acids. The record is from RefSeq and is a predicted model, not a curated record. Gene Ontology annotation, molecular function: zinc ion binding; DNA binding. Gene Ontology annotation, biological process: DNA-templated transcription.
AUGUCCCAGUCAACGGCACCACCCCGCCGCCUCGAGAUGUUGUCAAGAGAUCGUUCUUGGCUUUCAGGGUUGUCUUUAUCAGAUGUGCACCUCUUGACGAAGUCGUACUUUGAGCACUUCCAUCCGUCUUGCCUCAUCUUAGACGAGAACGUAUUCUACUCCGACAUCCUCAGCAAGGCUUUGCAGAUAAACUUCGCAAAGGACCAUAGCACAUGCACUGUGCUGCUUGUCUGUGCCAUAGGUUCUAUUGCCGCCUACUACUCUGGGCACGAAGACUGGUGCUCAAGCUUUGAACAUGACGUCGGUAUCGGUUUCUUCAAUCUGGCAAACGAGAUGUUUCGCGAUCUGGAAUGCGCAAACUGGAGCAACGUGGAGUGUCUACUACUGAUGGGAGUGUUCUAUUCUGCUAAAAUUAGGGUAUAUGAUGCGUGGCAAGUAAGCCAUCGGGCUUGUUGCACCAUCUUGAUCUUAGUCCCCCUGCAGGGAACCUUGGGGGCACGGGAAUGCCAACUAUUCUGGAUUGCAUAUCUGCACGAGAGUCAAAUCCUCGCUGAGUUCGACUUCCCAGCUAGUGGUUUGGGAAAGCUGGCCAGCAGCAUACCGUUGCCGCUCAUGCCUGGCGCGGGAACAGACCCCCAUUACGCUAAAUAUCAGUUCUUCUUUCUAGCUCUUAUCUCGAUGAGAAAGCUUCUAAAUCGGAUUCUCUUCCACUUGUAUAGCAGAGAGCAGAAUAGCGAAAACCCGAGCCACGAUUCGCCAUCAGCUGAGAAGCCCACGGCGUUCUUAUCAGCAACUCCCUCUAUCAUUCAGGAGCUAGACCGUCAGCUCGAAGAAUGGCGAAUGUGCUUGCCAUCUGGGCUCGAAUUCUCUGCAUACUCAGAGGCCCAGCAAGCCGGCGACCAAAAUAUGACUCAGAUACGGCCGAUCCACGAACGUUUACGUGGAAACCUCAUGACGCGAUAUUUCGCCGCCAAGUCUAUUAUCCACCGCCCAUUCAUCUACAGGGCUCUACACUGUGAACAUGGUAGCAUGCUGUCCGAGGAGGAUCAGAUCGGUGCCCAGACCGCUAUCGGAAGCGCGUUCAGGUGCACCCUCUACAGUGGAAUCUUCCAUGAACCUCUGCCGUUGCUAUUGCAUCCUAUCAACACUUGCCGAAGGUGUGGUCCAGACAGCCAGAAACCGUCUUGA